This is a messenger RNA of Aspergillus calidoustus, 1481 nucleotides long. Lineage: Eukaryota; Fungi; Ascomycota; Eurotiomycetes; Eurotiales; Aspergillaceae. The record is from the annotation of a GenBank genome assembly.
GUCAGCUCCUUAUAACCAUGGGUGGCUGCUAUUUGCUCUCCAGGUUUUCAUGUCAUACCUAAGGGAGUAAGGGUGCUGCAAGGUUCCUUGCUGCGUCCACAUCGCCAUGGCUCGUCCAGAUUUAGGCCAAGUGGUCUCCUGGUACAUCUGCACGAUCGUCGCCUGCAUCUUCCUUGUCGCCCGCCUGGCCGUUCGAUGGCAGCUUCUCAAGCGCCUUUAUCUCGAUGACCUGCUGGUUACGCUGGCGGCCCUGUGCCUGGUGGGAGACCUGGCAAUCCAGCACUACAUGUUUGACCAGGGCAUGUCCGAAAUGGCCAAUACAACCACAACCGAGAAGAUCAACAUGAUGAAGAUGAUUAUCCCAGGCUCCACACUCUAUGUCACCUCGCUGUGGCUCAUCAAGGCUAGCAUGGUCGUCUUCUACAAGCGUCUCGCCGAUCGGACGAAAUACCAAAUGAUCUAUAACAUCACCCUGGGCAUUCUCGGCGCGACGUGGUUGGUCCUGUUCUUCGAUAUUGUCUUCAAGUGCUAUCCGCCGAAUCGGCAGUGGAGGGGGCUUACAGAUCCGGAGCUGAUGUGUCCCGAGAAACCUGCGACGAUUAAUUAUUGGCUUACGAUUCUCUUCAACAUUUUCAGCGACGUCUUCAUCAUCUGUCUCCCCAUCUCUCAAGUCGCGCGGCUGAGAAUGCCCAGGAAGCAGAAGUGGGGAGUCAUUUCCGUCUUCCUUCUCGGUGGUCUCGUUGUCAUUACAAGCAUAAUCCGCGCCGUCUACUCCCACCGCAACGAACAAAUGAUAACCUGCACCGUCUCCAUGAUCGAAACCGCGAUCGCAAUCAUCGCCUCCUGCCUCCCCGUCCUGCGCACCCUCUUCUUCGGCGCGCACUCUCGCACGGGCACAUACAGCCAACGGCGCGGCUACGAGCUCUCUGGGUCCGCUGGCGGCCCACAUACAGGUGGACCCUCGACCAAGGGCCGCACGACCGUCUCGGUCUCGCAGACGGGGACGGGGAUAGGACUCGAGAGUCGGAUUGGGGGUGGGAGUCGUGCCGAGAGCCGCGAUCAGCUGUCGAGGCAUGAUUCCGAGGAUGGGCUUGUUAAGGAACAUGGGGAUGCGGGUGUGCGCGCGCCGGGGCCCGGGAUUGCGGUUACGCAUGAGUAUUUUGUGUUGGAGGAUGAGAGGAGUGUUAGGGGGCGGUCGGGGGGAGUCCUUUGAUGGACUGAGGAGGCGAGGGAAGGGUCUGAGCUUGCGGAAUUGGAUUGGGGAUUGAGGUCGAGCAAGACUCACACUGGGGUGUUGUAAUGAUAUAUGUGUCGGCGGCCGUACGCCUGUGGUCUAGGUAGCGACACGAUAUUCACCAGGUUUCGAUGCGAUAGAUAAUUAAUGACAGGUUAUAGAGUAUAAUGCGUCUAGGCGUGUUAUUCAAUACUUUAUUGAUUGGGCCCCGCGACUGGAUAAUUAUGUUCUGACGAGUUUGCCGAAG